UUCACUCAACAGAUCUAUGGAUCUUAGUGUGUCUUUCUAGUUUGUCAAGUCAUGUAUGCUGCUGGUUUACUUCAUAUGACAGUAACUGUGGAAGUGGUUGAAGACAACUGGGUGUCCAUUUUGGGUUGUCGUAGUGGCAGCUCCCUUUUGUUGGGUCUUUUUGCUCUGUCUGUGAAGGGCUGCAAAUUUGAAGGUGGUCUACUUGUGACCCUUUUCGGUCUGUGGCUGUUGCACUCCACUUCUGUGUUUAGGUGUUGUUACAUUUGUUUUGUGAUCUGUCCACAUUUAAGGGUGGGGGUGUUACCACUGUAUGUGUUCCGGUUUUUCUCUCGCGUCUCGGUCAGCUCCACCCUGAUUAGUCAUCAAGGAAGUGCACCAGGCCAGUGCAUAGAGGUUAUUUAAAAAACCCUGUGUCAGAAUCAGAAGCAAGAUUUCCAGUGUGGGGACUGCUGGUUCUGCUGGGCCUCAACCUGGGAUUUUAACAUUGUGUGUAUUGUGUCAUUUGAUGUUAAUAUAUGUCAUGGUUUUUUGGGCUGUUUUACAGGCUUCCUGAUGUUGAUUCAUGUCAGUGAUUUUAUAUGGAGUUCAAUGUUCGCCCCUAGGGCCACAUAAUCGCGGGGCGUAACAAUACAUUACUGAAGAAUAAAGGUGGGGUGUGCUGGUUCUGACGAAACGAAAACAAAACAUUUCCCGAGCAUCAAUAAAACCGGUGUGAGCCGUCAGCCCAUCUCACAGCUGCUCUGCUUCCUGUGCUGUGAGACCUGAGGAUAACGCUGGUGAUGGCAAGUGGACGUGAAGCUUGAAACCAACGGUGCAGCCUGAACUUCAUGCUGCCUCAUUCAAGACCAUGGAUAGGCUGACUUCAAAAGACGGGAGAAGAGGAACGAUUAAUGGCAAUGAAACUGGCCAAGCUAAGAAAACCCACAGAAGAGGAGCAGGGCAAGAAAGGGAGGAGACAGAUAAAGGAGACGGAAUGUGUGGUGGAGCAAGAGGAGGUACAUUAGGAGGGAGGGGGCAGUUUGGAAGAGGAAGAGGAGGCAGGGGGCAGAUUGGAAGAGGAAUAGGAGGGAGGGGGCAAACAGAAAGUGGAAGCGGUGAUAGGGGGCAGAUUGGAAGAGGAACAGUAGUCAGGGGGCGGUCCGAUAGUGGAAGAGGAGGCAGGGGGCGGUCCGAAAGUGGAAGAGGAGGCAGGGGGUGGUCCGAAAGUGGAAGAGGAGGCAGGGGGCAUACAGAAGGAGGAAGAGGAGGCAGGGGACAAACAGAAGGAGGAAGAGGAGGCAGGGUGCAGACACAAGGUGGAAGAGGUGAAGGGGUGCAGGGAAAUGGAAUCAUUUUGCAGAGAUGUAACGAAAGAGAUGCAGGAGGAAGUGGGAGACAGAGCCGAGAAGGGAGAACUAGAGGGGAUGUUGCAAAUAGACAGAGGGAUUGGUUAGGAAGAGGGGGGCAUAGUGUGGAUGGAAGAAGAGGUAGAGGGGGUGAGAGAAGAGGUGGUUUCAGGGAGACACAAGAGAGGAAUAGAGGGAUUUCAGAGUGUAGAGCAGGAGCACCCCAGGGCCGUCGCCUGGGCUACAAAGCACUUGAAGAACUGUCUGGAAAAGACCCGUCUGUGGUGGCCAUCGCCCUCUCCUCUGACCCUGCCCUACAAGAUGUCCUGUGUGAGACAACUAUGAGGCAGGACCUUGUUGAACUCCUCUGCCUGGCGCUGAGCAAAGCCUUCAAAUCAGAUAGAGACAGAGCAUCUCGGCAGCGGCUGGCCAACAUCAUUAAAGAUUCUGGGUUUUUCCGCACCGUCCUGCCCCACUAUCUGGUGGGCAUGGGUUCAGAGUUUGACCCAGUCCGCAGGGCUCAGUACCCUCAGCAUAUUGAAAACAUCCUGCUUAUUCUGUCUGAGGUGCUUAGCACCUUCCCUACUGCCUCCGUUCAGACAGUGAGUCUGCUACUGACGAUGCUCCAAGCCUCCAUGAACACCCUGAGCGCAUCAGGAGUGGAGGUUCAGCCUCAAAUGGAGGAGAGAGUGGUUGGUCUUCAGGACAUGGUCCGUCACCUUGAGAAGACUGCCAGGGAGGGAGCCCGGCCCUCAAGGAGAGACACCUAUGCCCUCCUUACACCUGGUGAAGAAGAACAGCAAGAUUUCAGCCAAACAUCCAUCUGUCCGACUCCUGAGGAGUUCCAGCUGCAACACAAGCCCUUCCUGAGACCCAACAUCAUCUCCCAGCGCUACCCAAACACCCACCUCUACCUUGACACCCACUUUCGGCUGCUGAGAGAGGACUUUGUUCGGCCACUGCGUGAGGGGAUCCAGGAAUUGCUCUGGAACAAAAAGGACAAAGGAAAUACCGAUAAAACAAUGAAGACCAAGCGCUUUGAUAAUAUCCAUGUUUAUUUCGACACGAGACUGGUGACGAUCAAAUGCACACAGAAUGGCAUUUCCCACAUUGUCCAGUUUGACGUUAAGCCACUUAAGUCUGUGCGCUGGCAGGAUUCCAAGAGGCUGAUCUAUGGUUCCCUGGUCUGCCUGUCCUGUGAUAAUUUGGAGAGCUUCCUGUUUGCCACAGUCUCAGAUCGGGAACUCAAAGACCUCAAAAAAGGAAAGAUCCAGAUUACCUUCAUUGAAGAAAGCAGACUCAAGUUGGCUGGAAUUCAGAAAGAUCGAGUGUUCCUCAUGGUAGAGAGCAUCGCCUUUUUCGAGGCCUAUCGCUACGUUCUACAGGGCCUACAAGAGCAGGAGAAGGACAAGCUGCCCUUCCAGAGGUACAUUGUGGAGUGCAGCACCGAUGUGCAACCCCCGGCUUAUCUGAAAAGACAAGAUACGUACGACCUGUCAUCUGUUGCCAAUCCUAAAUAUAAGCAAAGAAUGAAGCCCUUUCACAGCCUGAAGGUAGACGCCUGGCCGAAAAUGGAGGAGCUGGGGCUGGAUGAGUCUCAGUUGAGAGCCGUCCGGCUGGCCCUCACAAAGGAGUUGGCCAUCAUUCAGGGACCUCCUGGCACUGGUAAAACCUACGUUGGUCUUAAGAUCGCUCGGGCUCUGUUGACCAAUGCGCAUCUCUGGAGUGAAGCAUCUGGCAGUGGUACCAUACUGGUGGUGUGUUACACUAACCAUGCCCUGGAUCAGUUCCUUGAGGGUAUUCACAAGUUUCUGAAAAAGGGCAUCGUGAGAGUGGGAGGCCGAAGCAACAGUGAGAUCCUGAAGAGUUUCAAUCUGAGAGAGCUGCGCCACACUGUCAACAUCAGAAACUUGUUGCCGUCUCACCUGCGUUUUGCACACAGGGAGAUUAUGACGCAGCUAGGUAAGGAUGAGAGGGAUGUCAUGAAUGAGAGCCUCAAGCUGAAGUGUUCUACGAAAGGCAUCCUGCGUGAAAGCGUCUUACAGAAGUUCAUUUCAAGAACACAUUGGGUCGGUCUGCAGCGACCAACCGUGCAGAAUUUUUUUUCCAUGGCCCGAAAUGUGAAGUCCAGUCUGAUGGAGUGGUUGAGUUUGGGUGCCACCGUCUUCCUGCAGAGGGAGACAGAGAUUGCAAAUACAAAUGGAGCAGCUGAGGAGGCGAUGGAGCUGUGGGAAGAUGACCUCAUCGAAAUCGAAGAGAUGGCUGAUCUGAUCCAGUCCGAGCGGAUCAUUGAGGACGACAGCGGUCCCAGUCGGGGUAGAGAUCGCAGAAAGGAGCCGAACAUGGAGUCGGCCGUCAGAGAAGUGGCAGAAAUGUUGCUGGUUAUGAACCUGGAUGAAGUUGAAAUACAGGCUGGGCAGAGCGAGGAAGGAUGGGAGAUGCAACGGGACCAAAGGAUAAAGAUGAAGAACAACAUCAGAAAGGAGCUGCAGAGUGGUUCAUCUAUGACUGAGGAGGAGGCGGUGAAGGUCUUAGAUAUUUGGACCCUUAGUCUCUCAGACAGAUGGAGACUCUAUCGGUUGUGGGUGGAGCGCUACAGGUCAGAGAUUUGCACCGCACUCCUAGCCGCUGAAGACGCCUAUCAGAACACAGCUGAACGACUGGCUGAUUUAAGACGGCAUGAGAGCCUCUGUCUCCUUAGGAACGCCAAGGUUAUUGGCAUGACCACAACAGGGGCAGCCAAGUACCGCUCAGUUCUGCAGGAAGUGAGUCCACGUCUGGUGAUCGUAGAAGAGGCCGCGCAGGUCCUCGAGGCCCACACCAUCACCACACUGAGCCAAGGGUGCCAGCAUCUCAUCCUCAUCGGGGACCACCAGCAGCUGCAGCCCAGCGUCACAGUGUAUGAACUCGCUAAGAAGUUCCACAUGGAGAUCUCCAUGUUUGAAAGACUGGUGGGGAUGGGAGUUCCCUUUGUCAGGCUCAACUACCAGCAUCGUAUGAGGCCAGAAAUUGCCCGUCUUCUGACCCCACAUAUCUACGAACAGCUGGAAAACCAUCCCUCUGUGUUCAAGUUUGACAACAUCAAGGGCCUGAAAACUAACAUAUUCUUUGUGGAGCACGACAAUCCAGAACAAACAGAUGGGACAAGCCAAAAGAACCAACAUGAAGCUACGUUUGUUGUCGCUCUUUGCCGCUAUCUUCUCCAGCAAGAAUACAAACCUGAGCAAAUUACCAUCCUCACGACCUAUACCAGUCAACUCCACUGUCUGCGCAACCUUAUGCCUGCCAGCAAGUUCGCAGGGGUCAGAGUGCAUGUAGUAGACAAGUACCAGGGAGAAGAGAAUGACAUUAUCUUGCUGUCUCUGGUCCGCAGCAACUCUCAGGGCAAAGUUGGUUUUUUGAAAAUCCCCAAUCGCGUCUGUGUGGCCUUGUCUCGUGCCAGGAAAGCUCUUUACUUGGUUGGCAACAGUGAAACACUUGAAACUGUCAAACUGUGGAGCAACAUCUUCCACACAUUGAAGGAGAACAACCAGAUUGGGAAGGCUCUCACCCUCUGCUGUCAGAAUCAUCCAACUCGACAAGUAGAAGCUGCUUGUGCUAAGGACUUCGAUCAAGCCCCUGAAGGUGGCUGCACUCAGCCUUGCCAGUUCCGUUUGGACUGUGGCCAUGUUUGCGCAAGCGUCUGCCACCCCUACGACCCUGAGCACAAGCAGUACAAGUGUAUGAAGAACUGCCAGAAAAUGUUAUGCGAUCAGGGUCACAAGUGUCCACUUGUGUGUCAUACAGAAUGCCCAGAGGCAUGUCCAGUGAUGGUUGAGAAGAUCAUACCUCAGUGUCAACACCCACAGAGGGUUCCUUGCCACCAAGACCCAGAAACAUUUGAAUGCAAGGAGCCUUGCCAGAAAAUGCUACAGUGUGGACAUCCAUGUAUCUCGACCUGCGGGGGACCAUGCACCACGAGGUGCAAUGUGCAAGUCACCUUGAAGCUAAAGUGCGGCCACAGCCAGAAGGGUGCUUGUUUUUACCGAACGGAGAAAGACGGGCCUAAUUGUUUGACCCCAUGUGAGCAGCAGCUAAAAUGUGGCCAUCCUUGCCGUGGUAAAUGCUCCCAGUGUUAUCAGGGACGCUUCCAUUACCCAUGUUUUCAGCAGUGCCACCGUCUCCUUGUUUGUUCACACAAGUGUGAGAAACCUUGCUUUCUUGAUGGCUCCCCAUGUCAGAGACCAUGUGACAAUUGCUGUGUCCACAGUAAAUGUAUGAGGCUAUGUGGGCAGCCCUGUACUCCGUGCACUGAGCCCUGCGCCCGGCAGUGCCCCCACCAAAGCUGCAGUAAGUUUUGCCAUGAGCCAUGUGAUCAUCCACCGUGCACCCAACCCUGUGCCAAGAACCUGGGUUGUGGCCACCGGUGCAUUGGUCUGUGUGGAGACAAAUGUCCAAGGAAAUGUCGGAUCUGUAAUCAAGAUGAGGUGAAAGAGAUUCUCUUUGGAACCGAGGGUGACGCUGAGGCUCACUUUAUUCAGCUAGAAGACUGUAGACACAUCUUUGAAUACACAGCGAUGGACGAGUACAUGGGAGUGAAUGACAAAGAGCAGGAAAAUAAAGAGGUGGUGACCAUAACAUUGAAGAGAUGUCCCAGGUGUCAGACUCCAAUCCGUAACAAUGUCCGCUACAAAUCUCACAUUAACCGCAAUCUGGCUGUGAUAGAGAUGGUUAAGCUGAAGGUAAAUGGACAUCCGCUAGAUGUUAAAAAGCACAGGAAGGCUCUUAAAGAACUGUGGAAGGAAAACUCUCUCACCUGUGGAGUAAUUCAACCAUUCAUUCAUCAGUACAUCAGCAAGAAACUGAAAGAGAGCGUUCUCACAGCAGAUGACCUGUGGGUCCUGGAAAACCAGAUGGAUUUCAUGACUAGAGUUGCAAAGCUACAGCUGAAAAGCACCAGGUUUGAGGCGGAUGUUGCAGAGUUUUUGAGCUGGCUGAGCGACCUCCACAUGAAAUUCACAGACCAGCAGGUCCUUGAUUUGGAGAGACAGCUACUGAGACUCACCUACUUUACCGAUCUUGACGUCCAUUGUUCUAAGGCAAACGCGAGAGGGGAACGUUCUACUACUCAGUUAGAGAUACAAACAAUCACAGAAGUUUUGAAAAAGAAUGGCCAGUUCACUGAGCAAGAUGAACAAAUAGUGAAAGAAACCAUAAUGGAACUGGAGCAAAAGCUUCCAUCCACAGGCCUGUGGCUCAGUGAGGAGGAGACUACGAUCAAAAUGCCUCCUGGAACCUGGGACAAAUGUCCUAAAGGCCACGUCAAUCUUGCAAGACAGUGUGGAGGGGCUGUGGAGAGUCAGUGGUGUCCUCAUUGUGAUGCUACUAUUGAUGAGGGGAGUCACAAGUGGUAAACGGCAAACCCAUUCUCCAGAUAAGGCACCGCAUCUUGCCUGGUCUGAACUACUGAGAGCCUUCUUGGAAACUUCUGUGUGAUUUUAGCCCCAAAUGUUGUCUGCAAUACUUGGUUGACAUGUAGAAAUCAUGUAGAAAUCAUGUAGAAUUCAGAGGGGCAGUUGUUGUAAGCACAAUGAGGAGGAGGGAAAGCGUUUGCCAAGUUUCAGAUCAUUCAAAAUGAAGUUGAGGAAACUAAAUGUUUUCUGUAAUUUAGGUCUUAAAGAAUUUUCAAAUGCUGUUUUUAUGUUGGUUAAAAUUGUAAAUUACUUUCCUCUUGGAGUCAUUUCAUCAGUAACGCUGCUUUGGUCCAAUGUUUGUACAUAACUUGAGAUAGAGACUGUGUGAUGCAAUGUCUUAGACAUAACAGAACCACCCUGCUCUUUAAAGUGACUGAAAGAUUAGUGUUAAAUAUCGUGUUACCUUUAAGCCUCUUCAUGUGAGAGGAACUAUGUUUCAGAGUUGAAUAAUAAAUGAAAGGUUGUUUACACA
Messenger RNA from Pleuronectes platessa (European plaice), 7250 nucleotides. It is a transcript of the gene znfx1, whose product is annotated as zinc finger, NFX1-type containing 1. Bases 848 to 6718 code for a protein of 1956 amino acids. Gene Ontology annotation, molecular function: zinc ion binding; helicase activity. Gene Ontology annotation, biological process: regulatory ncRNA-mediated heterochromatin formation. Lineage: Eukaryota; Metazoa; Chordata; Actinopteri; Pleuronectiformes; Pleuronectidae. Gene Ontology annotation, cellular component: nucleus; nuclear RNA-directed RNA polymerase complex. The record is from RefSeq and is a predicted model, not a curated record. The transcript has 20 exons.